Molecule: messenger RNA, 1567 nt
Organism: Rosa rugosa (rugosa rose)
Lineage: Eukaryota; Viridiplantae; Streptophyta; Magnoliopsida; Rosales; Rosaceae
Product: AAA-ATPase At2g18193-like
Exons: 1
Coding region: 52-1443 (463 amino acids)
Molecular function (GO): ATP hydrolysis activity; ATP binding
Source: RefSeq, a predicted model, not a curated record
UUCAUCUCUCGUCCCAUCACUUGAAUUCAGAAAUUCACAGUCACAUUUCCAAUGUAUCCUCUCAAUUUCAAAGACAUGCCCACCUCGGCUUCGUCCUUGUUUUCGGCCUAUGCCUCAUUGGCGGCAUUCAUCAUGUUGGUCCGCUCCAUAAUGGACCAACUCUUCCCUCAUGAGUUGCGUUCAUACAUUUACUCGAUCUUCAACAAAUUCUUCUACACCCCUCGAUCUUUGGACAUGACAAUCAUUAUUGAUGAGAAGUGUGGCUACAUCAGCAAUCAAGUUUAUGAAGCAGCGGAAGUCUACCUCCGAACCAAGAUUAGUGAUUUAAAUGAGCGUCUCCGAGUGAGCAAAACACCAGGGCAGAAGACUCUCAACAUUGCGGUUGACAAAGACCAAGAAAUCAUUGAUUUCUUUGAUGGCAUUAAACUUAGGUGGUGUUUUGUGUGCGCCGAAGACAAGAAAGGUGGUUCUGGUAAUAAUGAGAAGCAUCAGUUUGAGCUGACUUUCAACAAGAAGCACAGGGCCAAGGUGAUAGACUCGUACAUGCAACAUGUGUUGGCUCGGGCCGAUGCAAUUAGACAAGAGGAAAAGGUUCUCAAGCUUGAUUCCCAGUAUUCGGGUUCAAUAGAUCUCGAGCACCCUUCAACUUUUGACACAUUGGCUAUGGACCCCGAGCUUAAGAGGACAAUUAUCGAGGAUUUGGAUAGGUUUGUGAGGAGGAAAGAGUUUUAUAGGAAGAUUGGCAAGGCUUGGAAAAGAGGGUAUUUGUUGUAUGGUCCACCCGGUACUGGCAAAUCAAGUUUGAUUGCAGCCAUGGCUAAUUAUCUCAAGUUUGAUGUAUAUGAUUUGGAGCUUACUAGUAUUUAUGACAACUCAGAAUUGAGGAGGAUAAUGCUGUCUACUUCAAAUCGUUCUAUUUUGGUCAUUGAGGAUAUUGAUUGCACCGUGGACAUACAAAACAGAGAAUCAGAGGAGGGCAAUAAUGAACAAUCUAACACCAGGUUAACACUCUCGGGACUAUUGAACUUUAUAGAUGGUCUGUGGUCGAGCUGUGGUGACGAGAGAAUUAUUGUGUUCACCACCAACAACAAGGAUAAACUAGACCCUGCAUUGUUGCGUCCUGGUCGAAUGGAUGUGCACAUUCACAUGUCGUAUUGCACCCCGAGCGGGUUCAGAGUCUUAGCCUCUAACUACCUUGGCAUUCAUGAAAGCAACCCUCAUCGCCUCUCUGGAGAAAUUGAAGGUUUAAUAGAGAGCACCGAGGUGAUCCCUGCUGAAGUUGCAGAGGAGCUAAUGAAGAGUGAUGAUGCUGAUGUUGCUCUUGAAGGACUUGUCUGUUUCCUCAAAAGAAAGAAAUCCGAGAGCAGUAAAAUCAAAGGCGAGGGGACUAACAACAUUGAGAUUGAAGAAACAGAUGAAGAUGCAAAGAAAAAACAGAGCUGAUCAGUAACCUAGUAAUCAACUUUGCAUCUUCCCGUUUUGAAUUUUUGAGUCUUAAUUAGAUAAGUUAGAUAACCAUAACCCCUUUCUGAUAUCAGAUAUAUUGCUUUGAAUCUCAUUUCCGCUA